Entrophospora sp. SA101 is the source of this 1992-nucleotide messenger RNA. Lineage: Eukaryota; Fungi; Glomeromycota; Glomeromycetes; Entrophosporales; Entrophosporaceae. The record is from the annotation of a GenBank genome assembly.
AUGUCAUCACCAAUUAAUAAACCAAACUUAUCCAUAAAAACACAACAGCAACAAUAUUCAAUCGAUCCAAUAAACGAAUCAUCAUUAUCGUCAUCAAUUCAUAAUGCAACUUUACAAGAUAUAGCCAUCGGAAUAAAUAAGAUUGAAAACAUUUUACUUGAUUUUACCAAGCAAAUGUCUUUACUUAAUGAAAACAUUUCUCAAAUAAUAAUAAACCAAUCACCACUAUCACCACUUCCUCAACAACUAUCAGAAACUACAUCAUCACCAUCAUCGAACCUUAAUGUACAUAAUAAAGAUAACCUUGUGCAUCAAGUUGACGUAUCACAAACUGAAGUCAGAAGAAAAACAAGCAUCAGAACUUAUAGGGAACCCGAUGCACUUGGUCAUUUAUCCUUACAAGUUGCUACAUUAUCUACAAAUCGAGAUUUACAAAAUCUUGACAAGGAAUUGGAUGAUCCAAUCGAUAAAUUUGAAAAUAUGAGACUUAGACCAGAAUUACUCCGAGGAAUUUUAAAUUUUGGAGGAAUCCCACUGUUACUUAAUGGAUUAGACGUUAUAGCGCAAACACAAAUAGGACAAGAGAAAAUAGCAACAUAUUCAAUAACGAUUUUACAAAACAUUGAAAUAUCAAAUUAUAAAUGUCAGGCCUUAAUAGUUACAUCAACAAUUGAAUCAGCGGAGCAGAUUUAUCAAUUCAUUCUCGGCGUAUCCAAUUUAAUGACAAACUUGGAAUGCUUUAUGUGUACUGGAGGAGCAAACAACGAUGAAGAUGUUAGAGAAAUAAUGAAAUUGAAACCACAUAUAAUUAUUGGUACUUGGAAUCGAAUAUAUGAUUUGGUUAAUUUGAAAUCAAUUGAUUUAUCUUAUCUAAAGAUCUUUGUAAUCGAUGAAUUAGACAUGCUAAUUCAACAAGGAUUUAAAGAUCAAGCAAUUGAGAUCAGACAACAAUUGCCAUUCACGACUAUUUUACAAACAUUAUUAUUUACAUCAAAUAUUACAUCAGAAAUGAUGGAUUUUAGUAAUGUGUUGAAAAUGAGAGAACCAAUCAAGAUGUUGGUUAGGAAAUCAAAUGAUCAAAAAUUAUUAAGUUCACCACCAUUAACAUCAAUACCAUUAUCACUACCAUUACCAUCAUCGCCACCGCCACCUCCGCCAAAAUCAUCAUCUACUUCUAUUAAUAACACUAAUAAUAAUAAUAAUAAUAAUUUAAAUGUUAGUGCCAGUAACUUUAAUAAUAAAAGAAUUUCCAAAGUUAUUAUAAAUGCUCCUCCUAUUACAAAUAGCAAUAUCAAUAACAACAAUAAUAAUAUUAUAUCAUCGACAGUGAAUAAACUCAAGAAUAAUAAUAAUUUACAAAGUUUACAGAAAUUACAUGAACAACAAAGAAAAUACAAUGAAAUGAAAAUAUCUAUAAAACAAUAUUAUCGUUAUAUAGCAAUGGAUAAGGGUGAUUGGAAAUUGGAGACGUUAAAUGAUUUUUUUGAUGACAUUAAAAACCUUCAAACAAUAAUUUAUUGUAAUAAAGAAAAAACAAUUGAAAAAAUAUGUUAUAAAUUGGCAUUAAAAAAUUUGGAAACUCAUGAAGAAAUGACGUCAACACAACGUGAAUCUAUUUUAACAAAGUUUUUAACAAAUAAAGUUCGAAUAUUAGUUACAACUUGUGUACUAAUACAAGGGAAUGAUAUAUGUGAAUUUAUACCUUUGAUAAUAAAUUAUGACUUGCCAGCUUCGCCUGAAAUUUAUGGGCAAAGAAUUUCAUGUGCAUCAUCUAAUACUAAACAAGGCAUAGUGAUUUCAAUUAUUAACUCGAGAUCAAAAGAAAUGGGAAAGUUGAGAAAUAUUGAAGAAUUUUAUAAAUUUAAAAUGCUUGAAAUGCCUGAUAACUUCACUACUGAAAUUUUUGCUUUUGAAUUAAUGCUUGAAAUCCUUUUAUCAAAGUUAAUUGAGAUGAAAACUGAAAAUUUUACGCAGAACAGUGAAAAAAUUUAG